Molecule: messenger RNA, 1018 nt
Organism: Exaiptasia diaphana
Lineage: Eukaryota; Metazoa; Cnidaria; Anthozoa; Actiniaria; Aiptasiidae
Product: prohibitin-2
Exons: 11
Coding region: 7-903 (298 amino acids)
Biological process (GO): mitochondrion organization
Cellular component (GO): membrane; mitochondrion
Source: RefSeq, a predicted model, not a curated record
UCCAACAUGGCGGACAAGUUUCAAGAGUUUGCUGGUCGACUUGGAAAAGCUCCUAGAGGAGUUGGAACUGGCGCUAAGCUUUUAGCAGCAGCUGCUUUAGCUGCAUAUGGAAUCAAAGAAUCCAUUUUUACAGUGGAUGGUGGCCACAGAGCAAUCAUUUUCAGCAGAAUUGGAGGAGUUCAGAAGACUAUAUACACAGAAGGAUUACACUUUAGGAUUCCAUGGUUUCAAUACCCAAUUAUCUAUGAUAUUCGAUCAAGGCCUAGAAAAAUAGUUUCCCCUACAGGCAGCAAAGAUUUGCAGAUGGUGAAUAUUGGUCUCCGAGUUCUUGCACGUCCUGAAGCGAAUCAGCUUCCUACAUUAUACCAAAGACUUGGUCUUGAUUUUGAUGAAAGAGUACUCCCUUCAAUUAUGCAUGAGGUUUUGAAAAGUGUAGUUGCUCAGUUCAAUGCAUCACAACUCAUUACCAUGCGUCAACAAGUUAGUUUACUUAUCAGAAGACAACUUGUAGAGAGAGGAAAAGACUUUCAUAUCAUUCUAGAUGAUGUUUCUAUUACUGAUUUGAGCUUUGGCAAAGAAUACGAAAGAGCCAUUGAAUCUAAGCAAGUUGCUCAACAGGAAGCACAGAGAGCCCAGUUUGCUGUAGAGAAAGCAAGGCAAGAAMGACAGCAAAAGAUUGUACAAGCUGAAGGAGAAGCACAAGCUGCAAAACUGCUYGGYGAAGCAUUGAAAGAUAACCCUGGUUACCUUAAACUACGAAAAGUCCGUGCAGCUCAAAAGAUUGCYAGAACUAUCUCUCAGUCUGCUAACCCUGUCUAUUUGGAUGCCAAUGCUUUGAUGCUCAACCUSAGAGGAAAGGAUGAUGAUUUUGAUGACGUUGGGGCAAAGUCUGAAGAAGAGUAAAGAACCUCAUUUGUUGGUGAAAAGCAAAUGUUUAAUGUUAGGGAAUACAAGACUGUACACCAUGUAGAGAUGUAAUUCUGUCUGAAUGAGUAAUAAAUCAAAAGAACUUGCAAAA